Molecule: messenger RNA, 792 nt
Organism: Sparassis crispa
Lineage: Eukaryota; Fungi; Basidiomycota; Agaricomycetes; Polyporales; Sparassidaceae
Product: Nicotinamide riboside kinase
Exons: 7
Coding region: 1-792 (263 amino acids)
Cellular component (GO): cytoplasm
Source: RefSeq, a predicted model, not a curated record
AUGAAGAAGCGGGUAAUCUUCGUCGGUAUCGGGGGAGCGACGUGUUCUGGCAAGACGACGCUCGCGAAGCAUCUGUGUAGGAUAUUGCCCGGGAGCGUGAUCCUUCACCAAGAUGACUUUGCCCCCCCUCAAGAAUUAGUCCCGAUUCACCCGGAGUACAACGUUCAAGAUUGGGACAAAGCUGAGGGUGCUAUUGAUUGGCCGAGGAUGGUCAAAUCCCUUGCUGAGGUCAAGCGCUCUGGCGAGAUACCGCCAGAACAUUACUCACACGACCACCUGAACGAGCAGAAAGAUGUACCAAUUGACGAUGCUACGUUCCAACAUUGGCGGGACGUGUUCACUAAGAUAGACGCGGUGCACAAGAAGGCGGGUGAGCAGCUCGUGUGGGUGCUCGUAGAUGGCUUCCUACUAUAUUGGCAUCCAGAAGUAGUCAAUCAAUUAGAUAUCAGGGUAUUGCUGAGAGUUCCUCACGACGUGCUCAGGCAGAGACGGCACGAGAGGCAUGGAUAUCACACAGCAGAGGGCACGCUCUGGAAAGACCCUCCGAACUACUGGGAGCAAAUUGUCUGGCCGGCAUACGUCGAUGCACACUCGCGCAUUGUAGAGAACGGUGAUGUCGAGCAUGGACAGCCGAACGGCGCGGUUCCAGGUCUCAUAUUAAUAGACGGGCUGGAGAUGAAGAUGGGGGACAUGGUGGAGCGGGUGUGCGUUCGGCUGGCGGAGAUGGUGGACGGGGAGGCGAUGAGGCAGCGAGACGGAGUAGACGGGAUAGUUGCACUCGAUCAUAACUAG